CAUCCACAUCCCGCUUUCUUGUUCAUUUUUUCUUCCCAAGAUACUUCUUUGACGGCUUUAUAUAUACACCAUGGAAGAGUCAACAGUGUCUUCAGAUACUUUUGAAAAAGUCAGAAUCGGAAACGUCAGCGAUUGCGAUCGAUCGAAUGCUGGCGGUUCUCUGUACGCCUACUGGAACAUUAUAUGCGUUAUUUGCGGUGUCGGUAUAUUAGGCUUACCACAGGCCCUGAGCAAAGGAGGAUGGGCUGCAUUGACAUUACUGCUGCUGUCUUGGUUUUUUGCUAUCUAUUGCUCUAUUAUUUUGAUCCGCUGUUUAUACUAUUCUCGCAAGCAAGAAACCCGCCUGCCUUCCUUUACCGCCAUUGCUGAAGACGCGUUUGGCCAAAUCGGUGGCUAUAUUCUCUUCUUUUUCCAAGCAUGGAUUCUUCUCGGUGGUCCCGUCUUGAUUUUUGUGCUUUGUGGUACCAACAUGAACGAAUUGUGUCGAGGUACAAGCUGUCAAGUAGGAGCCGUACCGUGGACAAUCAUCUUUUGUGCUGCUGUUGCUAUCCCACUCGUAUUUCUCAAAAGCAUGAAAGACACGGGCUGGACUAGCAUUUUAGGCACAGUUGCUAUUGUCGCUGUAUCGCUGAUAUGUGUGAUCAUGGCCGGUCUCGAUAACCCCAACGAAACGAUCGGCAUCGUCAACAUUACUCACACCAACGUUAUAUGGGAAGGCUUUCCAGCUGCACUGUCUACCAUGUCCCUCAGUUUUGGCGGCAAUGUCGUAUACCCCAACAUCGAAGCCUCCAUGAAGAAACCGCACCAUUGGCCAUAUGUUGUCGCCGGGGCUCUUACGACCUGUGCACUCCUCUACAUCAUGGUAGCUGUUUCUGGCUAUUAUGUCUAUGGUGACGCUGUGCUCAACCCUGUAUACUACAGCAUUCCAAAUGGUCCUCCUCGUCUCGUUUGCAUCGCUUUCAUCACUGUCAAUAUCACCGUAUGCGCCCCGAUUUUGUUAACUUCGUUCGUGAUCGAAGCCGAGGCAAUGAUGGGUCUUACAGUGGAACGUCUGGGUCGUGCUCGCGAAUUCAUCUCACGUGCCAGCUUUCGCAUCCUGACAGCCGCUUUUUGUGGAGCCAUUGGUUGUGUUGUACCUUAUUUCGACCACUUGAUGGCUCUAUUCGGCGCCUUUGGGUUCUGUACUACUACGUUUAUCUUUCCAAUUCUCUGCUGGUGGAAAAUGACUGGUGUGCGUUCCAAGCCAUAUUAUCAGCUUGCUUGGGAUAUUUUGAUCCUCAUAUUCGGUACUGUCGGUCUUGUAUUUGGCAGCUGGUCUGCCAUUCGAGAUCUUGUCUAUGCUUUUAAAAAUGGCGCUUAAAUGGGUAUCUUGCUCAAACCUGUUCUUGCCAAUUGAUAUUUCCUCCUCCUUCUUUGCUUUCCCCAGCCCCACGCCCACCACACGGCUCAAGGCGUUAGAUUUCAUUUGUAACAAUUUUAUGUAGACUUUUUAAAAUCGCCACAUACAUGCACAUUCACUCCCUGUAUACUAGAA
Zychaea mexicana is the source of this 1534-nucleotide messenger RNA. Its product is annotated as transmembrane amino acid transporter protein-domain-containing protein. The coding region runs from base 71 to 1360 and encodes 429 amino acids. NCBI's taxonomy places the organism in Eukaryota, Fungi, Mucoromycota, Mucoromycetes, Mucorales, Lichtheimiaceae. The record is from RefSeq and is a predicted model, not a curated record. The transcript has 4 exons. Gene Ontology annotation, molecular function: amino acid transmembrane transporter activity. Gene Ontology annotation, cellular component: vacuolar membrane. Gene Ontology annotation, biological process: amino acid transmembrane transport.